AUGGAGAAUAUUACUUUUGAAUCACAACCAACAAGUGACAGUCUUGUUGGAGGAGAGAGGAGUAAAGGAGAAGAUGAAAUUGAAGUUAUGAAAUUAUGGAAAGAUAAAGUUGAUCAUAAAAAGAAUUCAGUAGAUAAAGAAAUUAAUGACACAGAAAUUGAAGUUGGAAUAGAAACUUCCAACAAACCUGAAGAACAAGAACGAGAAGAAGAACCAAAAGAACAAAAUCGUAUUAUUAAAAAGUUUGAAUUUAAAGUUUAUACAAAGAAUCAACCUCAAUAUUUCAGUCUUCUUAAUAAAGAAAAAGAAGAAACAAAACCAAGAAGAUCUAGUUUUUUAAGUAAAAAAAGUAUUGAAAUAAUUAAACUUCCACCAUUUAAUGAACUUAAAUUACCUAGACUAGAUGCAUUUUCAUCUGACGCUCAAACAUGUCUUAAUCAAAAUAUCCAAUAUCAACAACCACCCUUUUUUGUACAACAACCAGAAAUAAUUAAUAAUACCCAAGAGAUAAUACAUCAAAAAGAAGAAUUUUCAUUAUAUCCUACAGUUUCUUUUUCUACUGAUACUGAACAAUAUGAUUGUUGUAAUUCUUUUAUAAAUCACAGUGAACAAUAUCUUCAAGCAGAACAACAAUAUCAUAUAAAUGAUGAAUUCUCUAAUUCUCUACUAAUUCCAAAUAAAAUUGGAAUUAAUAUAAAUGCCAAUUAUCCAUACCAAAUAUUACAAAUGAAUAGAGAUAGUUCUGUUAUGCCAUCUCAACAAAUUCAAAAUGAACUUUUAAGUGAACAACAAUCUUAUUUAGACUUUAAUUCUUUAUCUACUUAUAUUAUUGACUUUUGUGCUCAAAAUAAAAAUAUUAGUUUUCAAAUUACUGACUCUUAUAUUAGACUAACUGGUCCUAAUAAUACUUGUCUUACUUUUAAUCAAAAUGACCCAAUAGAUCCUCUCUUACAUUUUCAACUUCCUAUUGUAAAUGGUUUGUUAUUUGUGAUUUCUAUCAUUUUUAACUUUUAA
Messenger RNA from Entamoeba histolytica HM-1:IMSS, 1014 nucleotides. RefSeq lists its product as uncharacterized. NCBI's taxonomy places the organism in Eukaryota, Evosea, Mastigamoebida, Endamoebidae. The record is from RefSeq and is a predicted model, not a curated record. Bases 1 to 1014 code for a protein of 337 amino acids. The transcript has a single exon.